GUCUACAAAAGCACCUGCCUCAUCUGCAUGUCGAUUUGUUUACCUCUGAUGUGCACGACUGGUUUUAACCUACCUACAACUUUCAAAAAAUGAGUGGGAUUAAGAGCUUGUCCGUAACAUACGACGCAAUUAACGAGACGAAUACUUUCUGUAGUGGUGACUAUAUUUCUGGGCGUGUUACUCUUGAAGUUGAGAAGGAAAUUACGAUCAAUUCUUUUUUAGUUAAAGCAAAAGGUAGAGCAAGUGUCUUGUGGACUCAACAGUGUGGACAAGCUGUUAUUGUCUUCCACGACAAAGAAACCCUCUUCAAGUCGGAACAUUUCUUCAUACAUGAGAAGAAACAUAAAGAAAACGAUGGAUUUUCACUUCUGCAAGACCAAUCAGAGAUGUAUUCUGACGUUGUUCUUCCAGGAUGCCAUGUGUAUCCAUUCUCUUUUCAAAUACCUCAUCAGGACAUGCCAUCAUCCUUUAAAGGUGGAGCUGGAAAAGUGGUCUACUUCUUAGAGGCAAAAGUGAACAGGUCCAUGCGGAUGUCUACCAAAGACAAAACUGACUUCACUUUUUUGUCUAAGACAGAUGUGCAUGUUCCAGAUAUGAAAGAGUCUCAGUUUGGGACUGCAGGCAAGAAGUUAAGGUUUCUUAACUCUGGAAAUGUCUCUGUUAAUGUAAACAUUGAUGGCAUGAAAUAUUACCAAGGAGGUGAACUGAAGAUUAUGUCAGAAAUUCAGAACAACUCCUCUCGUGCCAUUACGCCCAAAUAUUGCCUAUACCAGAAACAAAGUUUCUUUGCAAUGAAAUCGAGACGGGUACACACUAAAGACAUCCUCAAAGAGAAAGGAGAGCCAAUUGAGCCAUCAACAAAUCAAAUCGUCAGCAAAACACUAAGUAUCCCGUCCGAUGUCAUUCCCUCAAUCCUCUCCAACUGCAAGGUCCUUAGUGUGGAAUACAGACUCAAGGUCUAUCUGGAUAUCAAGUACUCCAAAGAUCCAGAGAUGAAGUUUCCAUUGGUCAUCACUGCUGCCCCACAGAACACAGAUGGAGCAGCGACAUCAGAGGCCUGGGCAAGAGCAGAGCCACCUCCCCUCUACAAUGCUUACAGUCUAUACCCAACCCUACCCGACCCAUCAGGGAGUUCAUGUGCAUAAUUUGUUUGUGCUGGUUUCAUCAUUUCAUCGUAAAAUAUAAUGUUGGGAAACAUUAUUUUUUCCACAAAAAUGAAGGGAAAUUCUGCAGCCCCAUUUAGUGUUUUCUUCUGUGAUUUACUUGAUGCUAUUGUUAUAGUGAAGAUGAAUUGUAUGUGUCAUAUUGCCAUUGUGAAAUUUAAUGUGACAUUUUUGGAUUUUUCACCAGCUAAAGGAAGAACUACUUAUGAAAUUGUACAAACAGUGGCAUAUGUUUAGCAGAAAUUGGCCAAUUAAACAUAAUAUUAUGGGGAUAAUAAGAGCUCCGCUACUUUUACUAUGUACAUACUAUGCAAAUAAUAAAAGGACUUUGUAAUUCA
Sardina pilchardus (European sardine) is the source of this 1501-nucleotide messenger RNA. Its product is annotated as arrestin domain-containing protein 2-like. The transcript is spliced from 7 exons. Gene Ontology annotation, biological process: protein transport. The coding region runs from base 90 to 1145 and encodes 351 amino acids. Gene Ontology annotation, cellular component: cytoplasm; plasma membrane. NCBI's taxonomy places the organism in Eukaryota, Metazoa, Chordata, Actinopteri, Clupeiformes, Clupeidae. The record is from RefSeq and is a predicted model, not a curated record.